Molecule: messenger RNA, 1485 nt
Organism: Penicillium bovifimosum
Lineage: Eukaryota; Fungi; Ascomycota; Eurotiomycetes; Eurotiales; Aspergillaceae
Gene: trm61
Product: tRNA 1-methyladenosine methyltransferase subunit GCD14
Exons: 1
Coding region: 1-1485 (494 amino acids)
Biological process (GO): tRNA methylation
Cellular component (GO): nucleus; tRNA (m1A) methyltransferase complex
Source: RefSeq, a predicted model, not a curated record
AUGCCGUCCCCAUUCUUCACUCGGAACACCAUAGCCGACAAGGAUAGCCUCGCUUUACUACAGCUACGCCGCGACCAGAUCAUCCCGACGAUCCUCCGCGACCAUGACGACGAGAAUCAAGGCUACUGGGAAGGAAAAGUCACCAACACUCGCUUCGGCUCGUUUCCGCACAGCACUCUGAUCGGUCAGCCCUGGGGCACGCAAGUCGGCGCCUCAAAAGUCGACACAGGCUCUCGCGGUCGCAAAUCAACCAAGCGCAAGGCCGAGGAGCUCGACGCAGCAACAACGCCAAGCGGAGAGGAGGAUGCAAACAAAAAGCCAUUACUCCGCGCCCCCGUCGCAGCAGACAGCGGCUUCCUGCACAUUCUCGCCCCGACCCCCGAAGCAUGGACCAUCUCCCUCCCUCACCGCACACAAGUCGUCUACACCCCGGACUACAGCUACAUCCUCCACCGCCUGCGCGCCCGACCAGGCUGCACAGUCAUCGAAGCCGGAGCCGGCAGUGGCUCGUUCACGCAUGCCGCCGCCCGCGCCGUCUUCAACGGGUAUCCGGAGGCCGAGCAAGCCGCGAAACGGCAGCGUCUCGGCAAGGUAUGCAGUUACGAGUUCCACGAGCAGCGCGUCGGCAAGGUGCAGCAGGAACUUCGAGACCACGGUCUGGACGGGAUGGUCGAGGCUACGCAUCGCGACGUCUACGAAGACGGCUUCCUGCUCGGCGACCCGAUAACCGGCAAAUCGCCCAAGGCCAACGCCAUCUUCCUUGAUCUGCCUGCUCCCUGGCUGGCACUGAAACAUCUCGUGCGCAAUCCCCCGGAUGGACGAGAGUCUGCGCUUGACCCGGAGUCGCCUGCGUAUCUGUGCACGUUUUCGCCGUGUCUGGAGCAGGCGGAACGCACGAUCCGCACGAUGCGCCAAUUGUCAUGGCUGAAUAUCUCCAUGGUGGAGGUUGCUCAGCGUAGGCUUGAUGUCAAGCGUGACCGUGUGGGUCUGGAUACCGAGGGUGUGCGUGGAGCAACUACGUUCCCGAAGACCGUUGAGGAGGCUGUUGCCAAGCUUCGCAGUGAUGAAGAGCGUGCGAAGCUCAUUCGUGAUCACCGUCAGACUAAGGACGAGCCGAAUUAUCAGCCUAUUGUGAAGGAGACGCCGUUUUAUAAAGAGAAGUCUAAUGUUCCGUUGUAUGCUCAGGGUCGUUUGACGCAUCGGUCAGAGCCGGAUCUUAGGACUCAUACUUCGUACCUUGUGUUUGCGAUCUUGCCGCGGAGCUGGUCGGAAGAAGAUGAGCAGAAAUGCAGGAAGCAAUGGCCCUCGGCGCAGAUUUCGAAGACUGAUAAUGAACCUCCGUUGAGCAAGAAGCAAAUGAAGAAACAGGCUGCUAUUGAAAGGGCGAAGCUCAAGGAGGCAGAGAAGCAGAAGACAGAACAGGCACAGUCGGAAUCGGGGGAUAAGACUGAGGCAAAGGUCGAAGAGCAGACGUCCGAGGCAUGA